AUGUCUGCUCCCGUCAAGCUAUCCUUUGGUCUCAACAAAGGUGGUGCAACCAAGAAGCCUUCUCUAGGUUCCAAACCUCUUCCUAAGAAGAAGAAUGCAUUCGGAAGCUCCGCACUAGGGCAAGACGACUCUGAUGACUCUGACGAGGCUACGACCCCGAUCGCUUCAACUUCCAAAGCGACCGCCGGUCGACCGAUGGUCGCCCAACCCCCUGCGAACACCAAGCUGAGUCGAGCGCAAAAGCAAAAACAGGAAGAACAGCUCGCGUUGGACGCGACCGUUUUCGAGUACGACGAGGUGUUUGAUCAGAUGAAGGAGGCGAGCAAGGUCGCGCUGUUGGACAAGAAGAAGGAAUCGGCCGAGAGAAAGGUGGGUCAUGCAUUGGGCGCGGAUCUUGAUGAUAGCACUUUCUAACCCGAUGAUCUGAUGGUCUACAGCCGAAAUACAUCGGUCGACUGCUCGAGACGGCCGAGCUGCGAAAGCAGGAUCGACUGCGCGCCGAGGACAAGAUGGUACAACGUGAACGCGAACGCGAGGGCGAGGAAUUCGCGGACAAGGACGCUUUUGUCACACCGGCGUACCUUGCUCAGCAAGAGGAGCUAAGAAAGGUCGAGGAGGAGGAGAAGAAACGAGAAGGUCCGUCCAUCACCACAAUUCAUGGGCGCUUCGGCCGUCCGCAGCAUACCAUGGCUGACGGGUGUCUUUCGUGUUCAAAUUUAAAGAGUUAGAGGCUGGUAAAUCCGGUGGCAUGACAUCGUUCUACAAGUCAUACCUCGACGCCAGUUCGAAAGAACACGAAGCCGCCGUCGCCGCCACGCUCGCCAAACCCGCCGAAGGCACCCCCAGAACCUCGUUCAGCGUCGCCCCACCACCGAAAGAAAAGACCGAAGCUGAACUCGCGGCCGAGGUAUCGGCUCAGACGGGUCGACGCAUCGAGGUCAACGAUGAUGGCGAGAUCAUCGACAAACGACAAUUGCUCGGAGGAGGUCUCAACCUCGUUCGCAAACCCAAGUCCGACGCUGAUGCGGGAUUCAGCGUGCCCAUAUCCCAACGCAAGACCAGCGACAAGGACGACUCGAGAUAUUCUUCAUCGUCUACAGCUUCUCUAAUUGGACAAGGUCUCUCCCCGGCCGAACGAGCUCGGCAAGCUCGCGAACGACAGUCGCGCGAGUUGGAGCGGCAGAUGCUCGAGGUCGAACGCAAGCGCAAGAUCGAAGAGGAGGAAGCGCACAAGUCCAAGGUACAAAAGGUGCAAAAGAGGAAUGACGAGUCCAAGGUCGAGAUGCUCAAGCGGCAGGCCGAGGAAAGGAGGCUGAAACGGGCCGAGGAGGCGAAGAAAGCUGCUGCUGCUGCCGCGGAGGGAGCAACAGCCUAA
Messenger RNA from Microbotryum saponariae, 1375 nucleotides. The record is from the annotation of a GenBank genome assembly. Lineage: Eukaryota; Fungi; Basidiomycota; Microbotryomycetes; Microbotryales; Microbotryaceae.